Tuber aestivum (summer truffle) is the source of this 621-nucleotide messenger RNA. The record is from the annotation of a GenBank genome assembly. NCBI's taxonomy places the organism in Eukaryota, Fungi, Ascomycota, Pezizomycetes, Pezizales, Tuberaceae.
UCCUCCACCUCCACCUCCACUUCCACCACCUCAUCCUCCUCCACAACCACCGCAUCGUCGCCAAACCCCGUCUUCGCCCCUCGCCCCCUCCGCCUCCCACAAUUCCGACACCCGCGUCCGCUCCUCCUCCUUGACCAAUUCCCGCUCCCGCUCCCGCGGUCCCCUAGUCCGCUCACUUCCCCCGCGCCGCCAGCACGCAUCCCGUCAUCCUCAUCAUCCUCAUCGCCGAAGCUGGCACGUAGCUUUCUGGCUUCUUCCCCUUCGCCCCCGGCAGUUGGGGGUGGGGGCGAGUUGGGAAGGGAUGUUCUCGAGGAGCUGUUCAAGAUUAUUAGGAGCGUGCCCGGUAGUCCGCCCGCUGGAUCCGGAGCCGGGGCUGGGGGGUUGCAAGUUCACCGGAGGCAGGGGAGUGCGGGGGGGCGGGGAAGUCCGGCAGCGACGGGAUCAGGGGGGAGGGACUGUGGGUUUCGUAAGUUUACUCUGUAGCCCUUCGAUCGAUUUGUGUGAGCUGUUUGGUUGGGGCUAAUUGAAAUGGAAUGGAAUGGGUCUGUAGCAUCCUCCCCCGUCUCGAGAACCACCAUGCGCAACCCGAUCAUUUUUAAUUCCCAAUUCGAUGGGGAGUCG